Molecule: messenger RNA, 1741 nt
Organism: Tachysurus vachellii
Lineage: Eukaryota; Metazoa; Chordata; Actinopteri; Siluriformes; Bagridae
Product: LIM and SH3 domain protein 1-like
Exons: 7
Coding region: 214-924 (236 amino acids)
Cellular component (GO): focal adhesion
Molecular function (GO): actin filament binding
Source: RefSeq, a predicted model, not a curated record
CACAAAGCGCGUGCACGAGGGGCGGUGCGUGCCCGCGCUUGAUGUCUAAGCGAGAGUGUUAAUAGUUAAGCACCGACAAGUCGAUUGUAUUUAGCCUUAUUUAACAUCCUUUCAGUGGUUUAACCGUUUAGUACCUGUCUCAAGGCGUGCUCAGGGCGCUGAAGACUUACAGAACUGUUUCUUCUGUUACAAAGGAAAGCCAAACAGAGGAACAUGAAUCCCUUGUGUAGCAGAUGUAACAAGGUUGUGUAUCCCACAGAAAAAGUAAACUGCCUAGACAAGUAUUGGCACAAAGGAUGUUUCAGUUGCGAGGUCUGCAAAAUGACUCUAAACAUGAAGAACUACAAAGGCUUCGACAAGAAACCCUAUUGCAGCCAGCACUACCCCAAGACAAGCUUUACCAGCGUGGCCGACACCCCAGAAAACAUCCGACUUAAGCAGCAGAGCAAGAUGCAAAGUCAGGUGCUCUAUAAAGAGGAUUUUGAAAAGAACAAAGGGAAAGGCUUCAGUGUGGUGACUGACACACCAGAGUUGCAGAGACUCAAGAAAACGCAGGACCAGAUCAGCAAUAUCAAGUAUCAUGAGGAUUUUGAAAAGACUCGAAUGGGAGGUGAAGCCCUGCCUCCUGAGAGCAAUGCUAAUCGAGCUUACCAGCCUACCAGCCCCACCAACCCUACAACCCCGCAGAACUACCACUAUGAGCCCCAGCCAGCUCGCUCUGCUGCAGCUCCACCACCUUCUAGUGGCGGGAAGCGCUACAGAGCGAUCUACGACUAUGCAGCAGCUGAUGAGGACGAGGUUUCAUUUGCAGACGGAGACAUGAUCGUGGACGUGCAGCAGAUAGAUGAGGGAUGGAUGUUUGGUCGUGUGGAGCGCACGGGCAAGCAGGGCAUGCUUCCCGCCAACUAUGUUGAGGCUAUAUGAAUGAGCAAGGCUAAGAGAGGAGGUGAAGAAUGCAGGACGGAGGGAUGUACAUUGGAAUGAUCCUGGUGCCAUCUCUAUUUUUUUCUCCUUCCCUGUUCAUUUCACAAUUUGUUUAAUAACAUGGUCUUAAUUAAAUGCGAGAGAAACUUGAUCAGGCAUCUAAGCUUUAGCUUUUUUAGACUCAAUGCUAAUACGCUUAGAGGAAAAAUCUGCUCCUAUCAGCUGAAUGAGCAUUAUUUUUUUUGUUUUUUUUUUUAAACUUUUUCGGUUUUAUUUACUUGCUUUUCCCAUGUGGGCAGUAUUUGUUAGUUUUGUGCAUUGCUUUGCCCUUGUGCUGAAAAUUAUGGCUCAGAUUACUAUUUUACCAGCUUCAAAGACACUGGCGAAAUGUUGAGAUGGGUUGUCAAGUUGUCUGUAAAGAUUAUUUGUAUUCUGGAAAUUGAAGUUAUGUGCUGAAGAGGCUGCUGGGAAAAGCAGUUUCAGUCAGCUGAAUGGUUAGAUGAGUGACCAGCACUCGUUACUCAAUCAUUGUCUUAAUCACAAGCUUGUUAGGUCAAGUGCUGCAGUUGGGUCGGUAAAGCCCUUUGGAGUUCUUUUUAUGCACUUUGAGGGAAAAAUACCAAAAAAAUAUGAUGGUUUUAUAUUAACAAAAAUUAGAUAUGGUACAUUACUUUCUUAAAUGUCAUCAUGAAAGAAGAAAUCUCCAGGUUUUAUUAGUAUAUAUUGGCAUAAAUGUGACAUAUCAUUCUAUUCAUAUUUUGUAAGAAAUCAUUCCAAUUCAUGAAUAUAUUCAAUAAUAAACUUAUAAUUAAACCAA